Messenger RNA from Phragmites australis (common reed), 1371 nucleotides. RefSeq lists its product as uncharacterized. Gene Ontology annotation, biological process: beta-D-galactose catabolic process via UDP-galactose, Leloir pathway; glucose metabolic process. Gene Ontology annotation, molecular function: carbohydrate binding; aldose 1-epimerase activity. The coding region runs from base 128 to 1210 and encodes 360 amino acids. The record is from RefSeq and is a predicted model, not a curated record. NCBI's taxonomy places the organism in Eukaryota, Viridiplantae, Streptophyta, Magnoliopsida, Poales, Poaceae. The transcript is spliced from 5 exons.
CAACUACCGAUGCCUGUCUAUAUUAGGUGAUCAGCGCCAGGCACCGCUCAGCAGCUGCCUGAGCGCAUCUCCUCCACCACCCCUCUCCGGGCUAGCCUGGCACUCUGCUAGCUAGCGUUGAACGCCAAUGGCGAGACGUGAGCUGUUCCUCGCGCUGCUGUGCCUCGUGGCCUUCGAGCUGGCCGCCGGCGUCGCAGACGCGAGGAAGAUGGUUAGCGUGUACGAGCUCAAGAGGGGGGAUUUCUCCGUCAAGAUCACCAACUGGGGCGUCAGAAUCAUGUCCGUCGUCCUACCCGACUCUAAAGGGAAUUUGGCCGAUGUCGUCCUUGGCAAAGACACCAUCGCUGAAUACGUUAACGAUACCUUUUACUUCGGGCCGGUGACCGGCCGCGUAGCACAGAGAAUAGCCCGGGGUCGGUUCGUCCUCGACGGGGAAGUAUACCACCUGUACAGAAACGACGGCAGGAAUACAGUACACGGUGGUGGCAGAGGGUUCAGCAAAAGCAUUUGGACGGUGAAGGAGUACGUCGGUGGCGGCGACUCGCCAUACAUCACCUUGUACUACCGCAGCUUCGACGGUGAGCAAGGUUUCCCGGGGAACCUGGACGCGUACGUGACGUACCGACUGUCGAGCCCCUACACGCUGGGCGUGCACAUGAACGCAACGGCGCUGGACAAGGCGACGCCGGUGAACUUCCUGCAGCACACGUACUGGAACCUGGGCGGGCACGGCAGCGGCGACGUCCUGGGCCACACGCUCCGGCUCUUCGCGUCGCGGCACGUCCCACUGGACGAGGAGCUCCUCCCUUCGUCGGGCCGCGUCGCGCCCGUGGCCGGCACGCCCUUCGAUUUUCAGACCCCGACGCUCAUCGGGGCUCGCAUCCACAAGGUCGUGGGCGGGCGCAUCGUCGGGUACGACGCCAACUACGUCAUUGACGGGGAGGGCAUGCGGCCUGUGGCGGCCGCCCGGGACGGCGCGUCCGGCAGGGCGCUGGAGCUGUGGGCGAACCAGCCGACCAUGCAGCUGUUCACGGCGAACAUGUUGAACCACACCAAGGGGAAGGACGGCAAGGUGUACGAGCAGUACGGCGGGUUCUGCCUGGAGACGAUGGGGUACGUGGACGCCGUGAACCACCCCGAGUUCCCGUCGCAGACCCUGAGGCCCGGCCAGGUGUACAAGCACGACAUGCUCUUCAAGUUCUCGUUCUAGGUGCAUGAUUAGGUUUGGUGUAUUGUGCACAAGCAAGCACCAGCUGUAAAAUCAGUUCACUAUUGGUCUUUGGAGGGAAUAACAUUCUCGGAUCAGAGGAGAUCAUGAUCUUCUUUUGACUAAAACAGAGAACUAGUUCAUGCAUUGUGUUUUAUUGCUUC